AUGUCUUCUCGUUUCUGCGUAGCUCUUUUGGCCAUCCUCAGUGUUGUUUCGUUGGCUCGCACUCAAGUCGAUCAACCUACCUCGCCAACAAAGUGUACAGAAUACAACCAGGUUAACACGACUAAAGCUCAGUGCAACGAGAUCUUCACUUGUCCAGGCAAAUGUACUGGCUCUGUCGUGGCUAAAUCGUGCCGUAUGAUUAGACCCGAUACCGACUUCUUGGGGAACCCUAACGCUACUGCUCCACCAAACGAGGUGAUCCCUCAAGUGAAUUGCACCAUCACGUUUGGUCGAAACACUGCGCAAGCAAAAUCUUGUGAUACCGAGACAGCAAGUUACAGCUGCACUGGUGGCAUCGUACCCGAUACAUACGCACUUUGUUACCAAUGUGGUACUCUCCAGGGAGACGCGGGUACUCCGGGUGGAAGCCCCAACAAAACCACGACUCCCCCUAGCACCGCACAAAAUGGAAGCAUGACCCCAGAUACUACGAGCACGCCCCCUACUACCUCCAAUACGACUUCAGCUGGAAACACUCAACGAAUUGAUAUGCAACAAGGUCUUGUUUUAGCGUCUUUGUCCCUUUUCAUGUUAUCUGUCUAG
Messenger RNA from Melampsora larici-populina 98AG31, 603 nucleotides. RefSeq lists its product as uncharacterized. The transcript is spliced from 5 exons. NCBI's taxonomy places the organism in Eukaryota, Fungi, Basidiomycota, Pucciniomycetes, Pucciniales, Melampsoraceae. The record is from RefSeq and is a predicted model, not a curated record. The coding region runs from base 1 to 603 and encodes 200 amino acids.